Molecule: messenger RNA, 2265 nt
Organism: Striga hermonthica
Lineage: Eukaryota; Viridiplantae; Streptophyta; Magnoliopsida; Lamiales; Orobanchaceae
Source: the annotation of a GenBank genome assembly
AUGGAUCUUGAAUCUGGGUUUUAUCAGAAUCGUGUAAAGAAAGAGUCUUGGCGAACAGUAUUGACAUUGGCUUAUCAGAGCCUGGGUGUUGUAUAUGGAGAUUUAAGUACAUCGCCGCUGUAUGUGUACAAGAACACUUUUGCAGAGGACAUUAUACAUUCCGAGACAAAUGAGGAGAUAUUUGGAGUUUUGUCCUUUGUAUUUUGGACAUUAACUUUGGUCCCUCUGUUGAAAUAUGUGUUUAUUGUGCUGAGAGCUGAUGAUAAUGGUGAAGGGGGCACAUUUGCACUAUAUUCACUGUUGUGUAGGCAUGCCAAAGUGAAUCCAUUGCCUAGUUUUCAGUCGGCGGACGAGGAUUUGUCGGCAUACAAGAAGGAUAUAACGAGUCCCGAGCCGUCGACUUUCGGAGCAAGGCUCAAGUCCAGUCUCGAAAAAUACAGAGUUUUGCAAAGGUUUUUGCUUGUUUUAGCUCUUCUUGGAGCUUGUAUGGUCAUUGGUGAUGGUAUCUUGACUCCAGCAAUUUCUGUUUUCUCGGCUGUUUCUGGUGUUGAGCUUGCCAUGGAAAAGGAACAUCACAAAUAUGUCGAGGUUCCUGUUGCAUGUAUAAUACUGAUAGCCUUAUUUGCCCUUCAACAUUAUGGCACCCACAGGGUUGGGUUUUUGUUUGCACCUGUAGUCAUAACAUGGCUUUUGUGCAUUAGUGCUAUUGGUCUCUACAAUAUUGUCCGAUGGAACCCUCACGUAUAUAGAGCUCUGUCCCCGUAUUACAUGUACAAAUUUUUAAGGAAGACCCAAAGAGGAGGUUGGAUGUCCUUGGGAGGAAUUCUGUUGUGCAUAACAGGUUCAGAAGCGAUGUUUGCUGAUCUUGGGCACUUCUCUCAGCUUUCAAUUAAGAUAGCCUUCACGUCCAUUGUAUAUCCAUCUUUGAUCCUCGCAUACAUGGGGCAAGCUGCCUAUCUUUCACAACACCACAACAUUAAAGAAUAUUAUAGUAUCGGGUUUUACGUCUCGGUACCUGAGAAAUUAAGAUGGCCCGUGCUAGUGAUUGCCAUUAUGGCUGCUGUUGUGGGGAGCCAAGCCAUUAUAACCGGAACAUUUUCCAUCAUAAAGCAGUGCUCUGCUCUAGGAUGCUUUCCGAGAGUGAAAAUAGUGCACACCUCCUCCAAAAUACAUGGUCAGAUUUACAUCCCAGAAAUCAACUGGAUUUUGAUGUUCCUCUGCCUUGCAGUCACUAUCGGUUUCCGAGAUACCAAGCGCAUGGGCAAUGCUUCAGGGCUUGCAGUAAUAACCGUGAUGCUAGUGACGACGUGCCUGAUGUCCUUGGUGAUCGUCCUCUGCUGGCAUCGAAACAUAGGCAUCGCCAUUUGUUUCGUUCUUUUUUUCGGCUCGGUCGAGGCCCUCUACUUUUCAGCAUCGCUCGUGAAGUUUCUAGAAGGUGCGUGGGUCCCGAUUGCCAUCUCCCUGGCGGCCAUGGCCACGAUGUCCGUGUGGCACUAUGGUACCCUCCGCAAGUACGAGUUCGACGUCCAGAAUCGGGUCCCAGUCGACUGGCUCCUUGGUGUGGGGCCAGGGCUCGGCAUUGUGCGUGUUCGUGGCAUCGGGCUCAUCCACACUGACCUUGUCUCCGGCAUCCCCGCCAUCUUCUCCCACUUUGUCACCAACCUCCCGGCCUUCCACCAAGUGCUCAUUUUCUUGUGCGUCAAGUCAGUCCCCAUCCCUCAUGUUCGGGCCGAGGAGCGGUUCUUGGUCGGGCGGGUGGGGAAGAGAGAGCAUCGAAUUUAUCGCUGCAUUGUCCGUUACGGGUACCGGGAUGCGCAUAAAGACGACUUGCAGUUUGAAAAUGAUCUCAUUUGCAGUAUUGCGGAAUAUAUACGGGCCGGGUCGGGCCGGGAUGAGAAGGAGGAGGAGGAGGAUUUGGUGGUGGUGGGGACACCCUCGACUCAUCCGGAUGGGGUGAGAGUGGACGAGGGAAAUGGGGCGGGCCCGUCGGUUAGAAAGAGAGUGAGAUUUGUGAUACCUGAGGGACCGAAGAUGGAUGCUGGGGCCCGGGAAGAGUUGAGGGAGCUGAUGGAGGGUAGGGAGGCAGGGUUGGCGUAUAUCUUGGGGCACUCGCACGUGAGGGCCAAGGCAGGGUCGAGUUGGGUGAAGAAGAUUGUGAUCAACUUGGGCUACGAUUUCUUGAGGAGGAACUGUCGAGCCCCGGCCUAUGUUCUCAGCGGAGCUCAUGAGUCGACGUUAGAGGUGGGGAUGGUGUACCAUGUCUGA